CAAAAUCGCACACGGCCGAUGAUGGACGGACGCUCCCGGUGAGUUGCCCGUAUCCCGAGGCCCUUUUAUAGCACGCUCAUACCGUGCGUUUCUACCCCUCCAAAAAUUAUAGUUUAUUUUUCACCCUUAACUUCCUCACCUUCACAUCCAGACAUCAUUUGAUCGCAAAGAAAGGGAUUGUUAAUUUUUCAGCUAAAAAAUUAGUCCCUAAAGAGGUAGUUAGUACAGUGAGAGUGCUGUGCGUUACACGUUAGCUUACAACCACCUGUUUCGUAGUGCGACUGUGCGUGUUCGGUGUCCUAGCGUUUGUGUUUUGUGUGGCAGGCCUGCCUGUCGUAUGGCUGCGGUUUGGAAGGAUCCACACACGGUAUGGUUGAUGCGCCUGAAGGUAGGCAAACACGCGACUAAAGUCGCUGGCAGCUGGUUACUACGGGACCGGAUGAGUGAAGCAAAUCGUGACGAAAUGUUCCGCAGCGUGUAGUGGUCUGCACCUGUUUUUUUGUUCAGCGUCUCCGUGACGCUUUAUCAUCGCAGUUAGCGAACUAAAAAAAAACACACACACACGGGAGUAAAAAGCAAAGUGCGCAAGAGCGAGAUCACACGCGUUGGAGCAACAGUGUGUGGCGAUUGAGACAUAUCUUUCAAUCACAACGAAUUUGGGGAAGGCUCGUUUACGACACGGUUUAACUACUAUAUCGCAUCAUAACACGACAAUCCUAUCCGUCACAAACCGUCACAUAACAGUAGAAAAACAGAGAUUGAAGAAAUAGAGAAAUAUUGAGGUGUUACAGACGGGAAAUGGUCUAGCAUGGCAGAAGCGAAGAAGUGAAACAGGAGACUGCGUUAUCAUCGCAGUGAGCAAGGUGUUAUCACUGCACGCAUCCCUGCGAUGAGGAUGAGAUGAGCCGAUCAGCCGAUCUGCUCACGGGGUCCAAUCGCAUCGUCACACAUACAAACCGUGACGGUGUGGCGUGAGCGGUUGCGGAUGGAUACCGUGUGAUGGCGCUGACUGCCACUGCUCAGGGUGCGCGCGAACAGCAGCAAUCAGUUCGCGUUUGGCCGUCGUGGCGUAUGGAGUGUGCCGUUUCACCGUUUCACUUGGCACGGCACUGAGGCAAGCUAGUGUCGAAAGACGGUGGUCGAACAGUGUAAACGAACGGGGACCAGUAAUGGUUUGUACUCUCUGUGUGUGGGUAUAGUGCUCAGUAUAGACACAAUCAACUGUACACCGAGGGAAAAAACGUGUUUGCAAACCAAAAUACCAAAAAGGCUAGUGCUUAGUAGAGGUGGUGCUAGUGUGUAGUGUGUAGCAGAACAAUUAGAUAGGUGAAGCGUUUUUUUGUUUUUGUAAAGCGUCCUGCAGCAAUACACCCGAACGAUGGCAACUGUUGGGGAGAACGGUAAUGGUGAUGGGAGUCCGGUACCACCCGAACGGAGUCCGGUGGAGAUUCCGCCGGUUCCGGAGUUACCACCGGCCACGGACCUAUACACACCCGACCGCGUCGAAACGUUCAAGACCGAGCUGAUGGAGUUCCUUGGUGAGCUAGUGCCACCGGGUGAACCACCGUGGGAUAUCGGCAUAUUCGAAGGUUACGGCCGGGGACUGGUGGCGACGCGUGACAUCGACGUCCACGAGCUGGUGUUUAUGGAUCGGCCAGUGCUGGUCGGACCGCGGGUCAACAACUACGAGGUGAUCUUCUGUGCCAGCUGCUGCUGUAUAUUGCGCCGGCUGCAGCUCUGUACCGGUGGUUGCCGUUUGCCGAUCUGCAGCCGUUGCGAUUACUCGGUCGGUGCGGCAUCGCCGCACGCGGCCGAAUGCCGCUUGAUACAGAGCUGGCAGCCGAAAGAUGCUGGCCGCUACUCGAAAAACAUCCUGUACGCUCUGACCUCGAUCCGGGGCUUCCUUCUAUCCGACCGGGACCGUUCGAUCGUGCUGCAGAUGGAGGGUCAUCCACCGCGCAAGGAGAUGACGACCGAGAUCGAACGAUUGCUGAAGGAUGGGUACUUCUGGAAUCUCGACGGUGACGGUCCGGCCGUACGCUAUCUGCGCCAGGUAGUGAACGUGCUCAACACGAAUGCGUUCGAGACGAGCCGGAUCGUGGCGGACGAGGAGAACAACAAUCACGAGAUCAUACUGCGCGGUCUGUACAUACUCGGUGCACUGAUGAACCACUGCUGCCGGCCAAACGUCCGCUACGUCUUCGACGAUCAGCUCCGGAUGCGUGUCCAUGCCUCGCGCCCAAUCAAAAAAGGUGAACAGAUCAUGAACAACUACUCCAAGAUACUGUGGGGCACACAGCACCGCAUCAUUCAUCUGUGCUUCUCCAAGAAUUUUCUCUGCAGCUGCGACCGUUGCAAGGACCCGACGGAAUCUGGCACCUACCUUGGCGCGCUAAAGUGUGUACGGGAAAGCUGUCCCGAGGGUCGUCUGCUCCCGAUUAAUCCGCUCAAAAUCUCAUCCCUGUGGCGUUGCGACCGGUGUAACCUGAAGAUGGACAACAUUAAAGCGAGCAAGAUACAGGAGAUUGCCGGCCGCAUGAUACUGAACAACGCGAUCAAACGUGAGGCGAGCUACAUCAUCGACUACCUGAAUGAUCACAUCGUAAAGUUUCUGCUGCCGACGAACCAGUUUACGGUUGAGCUGAAGCUGCAGGCGAUCAAAAAGAUACAGUCCGAUCGACCGUUGGCCGAGCUGCGUGAAAAGGAGAAGUAUUGCGUCGAGAUACUGGACGUUCUGCAGCGUCUCAACUAUGGCGAAUGUUUCGUCAAGGGUGUACUCUGCUACGAGCUGUUCGUGACGCGCGUUACGAUCGCUCAGUUACUGAACGAAACGGAUAUCGCAACGGAAACAACCAAUCUGGCACAGCUGCGCACCGCCUGGCAGAUACUUAACCCGAGCGGUAACCGACCCAAGGACCUUCAGCAACUGGUUGUGACAUACGGGAUCGAGUGAAUCCGCCCUCGGACCCCGGAAUACAUAGACAACAAAAGCCAAGGCGCUCUUGUACAAAAACAAAACAAAACAAACAAAAAAAAAAACAUAUCGACACCUCGCGAUAACACUUGUCUGUUAUUUUUCACUUGUUUUUCACGGCACUAGAAGAAAUGAUCCGUUUUAUCGUGCGUGCACGUAACGGACAAAACGAAGCUAAUCCGUGAGUGAGACGAUUGAUAGUGAAUAGGAAGGUAGAGUGGAAGGAAGGAGAGAAAGAUAGAUAGAGUGAAAGAGAGCGAUUUAUAUAUAGAGUGAGCAGGAGGGUGACGAUGGAAAAGAAAACGUAGCUAACUCCCCUACAAACGGGUAUGCUGCUUGGGUACGAAGCCAGAAGUUGUUGCACUGUUGUUUGUGAUUAAAACGUGUGGGUUUCAACAUAUACACUUUAAGCGCACUGGUGAAGUGAAGAGUGAGAAUUGAUAGCAGAUGGAGGUGAAUGAUAAAGCAGAUGAAUAUUAGUAGCAGUUCUUAAAGGACGAGUUGGAAUGGGGGAAAGGAACCAACGUUCAGCCUGGCAGCUGAUAGUACCAAACGGACCUACUUUUAUCCUUUUUGGAUUGUAUCGUUUCAAUCUAUUGCUCAUAAGGAAGGGGGAAGUAGUAACACGGUAGACUGCCUUGUUAAAAGCGUCACAAAGAACCUCUGAACGCAAAAGAUGCUGCAUACAAUUGGGGCAUUUUGUCAUCAAAUUUGUUUGCUCCCAUAAUUGGGACAAUGCCUGAAUGUAUGCAAUCCGCACGACUUUGGUGUGUUUGUAGCUUCUAACAAGGCUUUACACCGAAUAAUCAACCAGUCUAGAAUGAAACCAAUUUUCUACUAUUCUCAAUUUCAAAUACGUGCACCAUGCUCAUUUGAUACACACUAAAUCACUGUCACGCACCGUUAACGUGGUGGCACGACCGAGAAUGACCGGUGUCAGCAACGCGUGGUCAACAACGGACGAACGCGCGCUGUUAUGGUCUUGCCGGUUUGUUUGCGUCGCACCAUCGUUUACUAUAAAGUUUGUUGAACAACUUUUAUCCCUUUCUCGUGUUUUGAUCAAAUUUAUAUAUGUACAACAAACUCAUACCAGUAAGCAAAGAAAAUUUAAAACUUAAAUAGCGUACGUGAUGGUAAUGGACGCGGGAAGGGAAAAUAUCCCAUACCGUACAUUUCUUCGUGUUCAGGUUCGUUCCGAAUUUUGGCUUCCUUUGUACUUGAGAAUACUUCGGUUCUAUGUUCGUCUUCUCCUACAUCAGGUAUUUCAUUGCACACGUUUGCAUUCCGCAUUCGGUGCCACUUUGUAUGACGCGCGGUAAAUAAAAGCGAAUCAUGUUUACCCUUUUUGCCUUCAUCCCUUUCUUUCCCUCUGUUCGGGCAAAGGAUGGAAAGAGAAAUGGGGAUGGGGGUUAGAAGUCUUAAAAA
Molecule: messenger RNA, 4399 nt
Organism: Anopheles funestus (African malaria mosquito)
Lineage: Eukaryota; Metazoa; Arthropoda; Insecta; Diptera; Culicidae
Product: SET domain-containing protein SmydA-8-like
Exons: 3
Coding region: 1379-2953 (524 amino acids)
Molecular function (GO): protein binding
Source: RefSeq, a predicted model, not a curated record